AUGCCGUCAAGAGCCGAGUACCCGAGAGUUUUCUGUCCGAAACGUGAUUUCCCGCCAUCGAUCGCGGCGGCUUUCAGCGCCUCGUGCAUUGUCGCCGUUCAAUUGCUCGUUUCGGUGAUCGUUUUUGGCAAUCUUCGCAUUGAUGAAAAGUACACGAUCAUCCUAGACGCAAUCAUUUGGGCGAUUUAUUUCCUCUGCAUUUUGUCAAUUAAAUUUCGCUGGGGAAUCGUGCUCCUUUGGUAUGUUGUUUACAUGGUGAUCUCCGUUUUCAUCCUUUUCCUCACCUCAUUCACUUUUAUGUUGCUCGUUGCGUUAGGGAUGAAACCACCGGGCACAUAUACGAGCACUCUUUUGUGGCUAGCCGCUUUUUGUUUCGCGUUUUUCAUUCUCACACUUUACCUCACGAAAAAGACGAUCGUCGCGCUGAGACGAAUGAAAAUUGUGCCUUCACUCGGUGGAUAUCCAGAAUUCAACAAUCCACCAAAUUCUCCCAAUAGAUCAAGACAGAAUCGUCGCCAACGAGAGAGCUCCGAGGUGGGGCCCGUGCCUGUCGAUUCACCGCCAAUUUACAUAAUUGCUGUGGAAACCGGUGAAAAUCCACCAAUGUACGAUCACCUUUUCCCUCACGGAGCACCAACAACAAGCGCCAAUCUCGUGGAAGCGAUCGAGCUACAAAAAGCGACGAAUAACCCCGUACAAAGUACA
Messenger RNA from Mesorhabditis belari, 705 nucleotides. The record is from the annotation of a GenBank genome assembly. Lineage: Eukaryota; Metazoa; Nematoda; Chromadorea; Rhabditida; Rhabditidae.